Molecule: messenger RNA, 693 nt
Organism: Mercenaria mercenaria
Lineage: Eukaryota; Metazoa; Mollusca; Bivalvia; Venerida; Veneridae
Product: signal recognition particle 9 kDa protein-like
Exons: 3
Coding region: 89-325 (78 amino acids)
Biological process (GO): negative regulation of translational elongation; SRP-dependent cotranslational protein targeting to membrane
Cellular component (GO): signal recognition particle, endoplasmic reticulum targeting
Molecular function (GO): 7S RNA binding
Source: RefSeq, a predicted model, not a curated record
AUAUAUUUGCUCCGUAUGAAAGUAAUUUAUUUCCGGUUUGAGACACGUAUCGAUUUUCGCACAUUUUUGAAAGAUUUAUCGCUUAAAUAUGACGUUCCUCACUUCAUGGGAAGAAUUUUCGAAAGCAGCAGAACGACUUUAUACUAAUGAUCCUGCUAAAUGUCGAUUUGUUACAAAAUACAGACACUGUGAUGGGAAACUGGAGGUCAAGGUCACAGAUGAUUCAGUGUGUUUGCAAUACAGAACAGAACAUGCCCAAGAUGUGAAAAAGCUUGAAAAACUAACCAGUCAGUUAAUGAGACAUAUGGCAUCGAAGGAGAAAUGAGUGCUACAUUUGAUUUUCAUAUUUCGAUUUCAUUUUAAUUUAUAAGAUUGAUCAUGGAUAACCUGAAACAGAAUUCUUCAUUGAGGAUUAGGAAGCUGGAGCUCCUUUGGAAUAUCUAUUUCAGUGUAGUGACAUGUUACAAUGUGGUAACUGUUUUGAAUUUGAUACAUCUAGAACUGGGAAGUGAAUAUCACUUUUGGAGUCAUCAAGAACAGCUGUACCUUGAUUUUAUAAUGGUCUGAUCAUAGGUUAUAUGUACUGAAACAUUAGUAUUACUUUUUGAUACAUAUAUGAAACAAUUAGAAGUUAGGCUUAUAUUAUGAAUGUUGAAAACUUGUAUGUCUGUAUUAUAAAACUUGUAGAGUUUA